AUUGUUUUGAUAUCAAAGUAUGUAUGAAACAUUACAACAAUGUGUCUGGCACAUGUGUACUUGGAUCGAGCUGCAAAUGUAUUCAUAUCUGUACAUUUUUCUUGAGUGGACGGUGUUCGAAAGGCAAUCGAUGUAGCUAUCCUCACGAUCUCUCAUCUCCCCAUAACACUGCCUUCCUACGUCAGCAUAGUUUGGACAAGGUUGACCAAAAAUGCGUUUUGUCCCGGAUACACUUCAAGCAAGGUGACCUUAGUAUUUGCACUUUUUACAACAGUGAGAGCGGUUGUAGAAAAUCGGAUGAUUGUAACUUUCUACACAUUUGUAGGUCUUAUAUUGAAAAGAAAUGCCCAUCUUCUUGUAAGUAUAACCACGACAUCUUUAAAACUAACUGUAAGAGGGUUUUGCAAAGUAAUGGUAUACGUACUGACCAACCAGCGAGAGUUAUUCUACAAGAAUUGAAACAAAAGCUGGAAAUGUCUAGUACCACAUCUACAAACCCGUCAGCAUCAGUACAAGAUUGUCCACCUCAUCCCACCGAGAAACUCAGCAUUUGUACCUAUAACAUUCGUGGUAAAUGUAAUUACGGUGAAAGUUGCAUACGAGAGCAUUGUCCGUUACCGUACAAGUGGUUCUACAAGUUAAAAAACGAUGAUGAGGCUGUUUGGAGGCCAUUCUUCGAUGAAGAGCAAGUACAACUUGAAGAAGCAUAUUGUGAUGUAUCAAACGAUAGUAUUGAAGUUACCAAUGGGAGACGGUUUACUAAUACUCAAAUCCGAGACUCAAUUGCAGUUUUAAAUUAUGACAAGAUGGAAAUAUCAGACUGUAUGGUUCUUCGCAAAUCGACAGCUUCCAGUGUCACUGAACCUCCAAAUCAUCCUUUUACAACGGAAUGGAUUUGGUACUGGGAAGAUGAUUCUCCUACCUAUAAUGAAAUAUGGAGACAAUACGGACAAAAGAACACUGUAGGUAACGCCGUGUCUGAUAAAAAUAACCACGAAUUAGAAGAAAGCUACCAAGAAUUUAUGGAUGAUUCCAAACUCUCAACCCUCAUGUUUAAUACUGGGAAACACAGCUAUAGGCUGAAUUUUACAACAAUGCAGCAAGAAAGUAUUACGUACACAACCAUCAGAAGGGUCCGGCGUCGUCCUAAGAAGCUUGUCACGAUGAUUGAUAUUUCAAACUAUAAGAAAGAUGUCAAAUUAAAGCGAGCUAAGGGUAUCAUUAAGCCAACCGGUGGUCAAGUUGAAUCAUUCGCAAACUUCCCUGAUACCUGGGAGCCAGUGGUUAACAAAUUCGACCCGGAUGCUACGUUUCAGCUAUUUGAUGUUAAGAUUGGGAGUGUGGAAUACAGUGACAUACAGCGUUCAUUCAAUGCUACUUGUCAAAACAAAGUCCUGAAGAUACAACGGGUGCAAAAUGAAGAACUGUGGGAAGACUAUACCAGAAAACGAGAAAGAAUGAACAAGAGAACAAAACAAGAUGAAAGAAGACUUUGGCAUGGAACAAGGGAGUACCAUGUGCAGGCUAUCUGCCAACAGAACUUCGACUUCCGGUGCAGUGGGUCAAGCUCCGGUACAGCUUACGGACAAGGAAGCUAUUUCGCCCGCGAUGCGAGUUAUUCAGCUAAUUAUGCAAUACCUUCAAAUGACGGCAAGCGGUUUAUGUUUCUUGCAAAAGUAUUAGUGGGUGAGUAUACUAUUGGAAACACAGCGUACAAACGACCUCCUGAGAAGCCUAAUGCGACUGGACAAGUAAAAAUUCUGUAUGAUUCUUGUGUAAAUACCAUUAGUAAUCCAUCCAUUUUCGUUAUUUUUGAUAUAGCUCAGAUGUACCCAGAUUAUCUAAUACAAUAUUAAUUGAAUUUGAUCUGUUUUUCUCUAUCGAGGAGAAAUAUGUAAGAUAGAGGUCAUCUCUAACAACAAUACUCACGAUACUUUCUUUUGUCAAUUUGUAAUGUAGCAGUAGGUCUAACUGACUGUUUAUUUUCGAUUGGAGUUUCUUAAUGUACUGCUUUAAGCAAUUAUAUUUUUAGUUAGCCAUGUAUACAUUUGUAAUGCCAUUAUAUUUUUAUAUUUUAUGAAAUAAAAUAUAAAUAAUAUAUGUAAUAGUGGUGCACGGUAGUAUCGCCAGCAAUGUACCUACGUAACAUAGUCUUAGGUUACUUGUCGCUAUUAUUAUGCAUCCGUAUAAAACUGAAAUGUGAUAAACAUCACAAUUUCAGAAUGUGGUAUUGCUAUAGUAAUGUUCCAGAGUAGUCAUAGUUUAUAUUUUUCUUUUAUUUUCUGUAUAAGUAAAUGAAAUAUAGAUCUUCAUUGAAAUAAGUUUCCGUAUCAAUUGUGUGAAAAGGUUUCUCCGGACGUCCGGACGGACGAACAAAUCAACAGUAGUUGCAAUAGGUAAUAUGAAGGCUAAAUUUAAGUUCAAAGACUGUAUAAUUUUACGAAGUACGGUAUGAGUUUGGGUUUAAGGCCGAGUUUAAUUCGAAUUCCUGACCUCGCUUUAAUUAAAGUUUAGCAUUCCAGUAUAAUUAUAUGCUUCUAUAACAUUAUCAUGUAAUUCAUUUUUUAAAGUUUUUGACUAGUGCACAAUGUUAUAGUAAGUUAUAGUGAAGUGAAAUAGUGUUAUAGUAGAGUAGUGCUACAGUGAUGUUAACUAAUAGUGCUGAUAUACAUAAUGGAAAAAUUUAUGCUAUUAAUUACCAGGGGUUCCAAGUUGUUGAAAUCAUAAUCCUGGAGAAUCUGUCAUGCAGGUCUGAUAGAGGUUUGCUACUUGUGCACGUACUGCUACAACGUGUGUAAACUUAUCUCGCAAUGCUGUAAAAAUAAAAUAAUGUACAUAGGCGUAUAUCCCGGGGGGAUGGGGGAUAUAUCCCCCCAAUAUUUGA
Anneissia japonica is the source of this 2884-nucleotide messenger RNA. Its product is annotated as protein mono-ADP-ribosyltransferase PARP12-like. Lineage: Eukaryota; Metazoa; Echinodermata; Crinoidea; Comatulida; Comatulidae. Bases 24 to 1856 code for a protein of 610 amino acids. Gene Ontology annotation, molecular function: NAD+ poly-ADP-ribosyltransferase activity; metal ion binding. The transcript is spliced from 7 exons. The record is from RefSeq and is a predicted model, not a curated record.